AUGGCCGCCGCCGUCGCUUCUGCUGCGGAGAUUAUCCCCCAGCUAGAAGCGGCGCGUAAACUGGCCCUUGGAGAUCCUCAAGUGUACAAUCAAGUCCUCCCUGGAAUUCUACCUAUUAUCGGUCCGACCGCCCACGUUGAAGUGAGAAGAUGGGGUGCAGAUUUCCUCGCUGAGGGCUUCGCCAGCCCUUCGGUCUCGAAUCAACAGAAGGAGCAGUUAUCCAUCGAAGUCAUUCCCACUUUACGCGGCAUCCUAGAGAAUCAAAAGGAGGAUGUGGCGGUCAUCAGGAGUGCUGUUCAAGCCGCAGCUAGUUUAUAUUCCUUGGUCUUCAGACGAGUUAUCUCUCGCCCAGCCGAGGUGGCAUUAUGGCAGGAUUUGAGUGCCAUCAAACUCAACAUUCUACAACGCAUGGACUCGGCUCCUCCAGCUGUCCGGAUUUGCUGUAUCAAAUUCGUUCAAAAAAUCGUCCUGGUAGAGACCCCUGGUCAAAUCGCCGACCCUCGCCGUCCCGAUCAGAAUGAAACUUCUAUUGCUCUUGUUCCUCGAAAUCAUCCUCUGUUACAAUUACCCAACCUCGAGGCUGAAGCAUCUGGCUUAUUGGAUAGGCUCCUAAGUGUAUUUCAAGAGAAUUCAACUGAUCCUAUAAUCGUCGACGCUACAUUGAACUGCUUACCCAUUCUUAUCCGAACACGACCAUCAAUAGGGACGAAAAUCAUCUCUGCCGUUCUCAAUUUCAACCCGAUGAAGCAGGGAAACUCACCGAUGACUCCCAAGAUUAUGGUUAUGAUCAGGUCUAUGGAAAGGACAACUCGAGCUCUGUUGAGAUGGGUUUUGCGCGCCGUCCCAAAUCACCCUAUGGAUCAGAAAAUACAGCAAUACCUGAUGCGACUCCAGCAAUCGCGAACUGCAGUGUUUUCCGAUACAACUGCUCACAAGCGCCCUGCAGAACCUACAGAUGGCUUGGAUGAGGCCAAGCGGCAACGACUCACCGCUGCUCCUCGCAAAUUCCCUCCUAUGCCACCACCACCCAACUCGUUUGCUCAUCUGUUUACCUUAACAGAGGACCCCAAUCUAAAGCAAUUUGAUGUAACAUUACUUCCUGCUGAUAUCGUUAGCGACGUCACAGCAGUCUUUCUACAACAUGUCGAGUCUACUUCAUUGGACCUGGCAAUUGAAGAAGUUCGCGCCAGAUAUGUACACCUUCAAAAGGUCACUCAACCCACUCCAAUACCAGAUGUACCAAUGGCUGGUCCCACAGGAAUUGACGAUGACGAUGACUAUGAUCCUGAGUUCGUGGCUAGCACAGAAUCGGGGAUGGAUGUUUCGACAGGAAAGGCUCUCGACGAAUUGAUUCAGCCUGCCAUUGAUCUGGGACCUUUUGAAUUGCCCAAACCUCCACCACUGACCUCCGAUCAGAUCGAUGUCGUCACGAAUCAGAGCGUUGAUCAUGUUGUUCAGCUCAUCGCAACUCUCGACAAUGCAGUCCAAGCUCCAGUCAAGCAAAAAUCGGGUCUAAAUCGGCUGGCAGCAAGCACUAAUGACCGGGAUUCAUGGGUGACCAUCCUGAUCCGUUUAGCCACCCGUGCUUCUUCUGGCCUGGACGACCUCACAAACACUCUACUGGAUGAUCCCGACCGUAACAAGCUGAUCAAACGAGAAGACCUAAACAUCGAAGAACCAAAUGUCGCCAACCGCAUCCGUCAGACCCUCUUCAUGUAUAUCCUUGACGACUUCCGACAACGACUCAACCUCGCUAUAUCCUGGCUGACCGAAGAAUGGUACGCCGACAAAAUGGCUGCGAAAACCCAUCCGGAACUCGCCGAUCUGCCAAAUUACUCUCGCUGGGUGAACCGCGUCAUCGACCGCCUCCUACCCUAUCUCGACGCACGCGACAAAAACCUCCUCAUCCGUUUCCUCUCUGAAAUCCCCGCCAUCAAUCGUGAAAUUCUCGACCGAAUCAAAUCCCUCGCUCGAGACCCCGAACGUAUCAACAUGUGUGUACUAUCAAUGCAGUACCUGUUGAUGCUCCGACCGCCCUCACGGGAAUUAGUCCUGGACACGAUCGAGACGAUCUGGCAUGAGGGAGAUGCACAAGCCAAAAGCGCCACGGUCAAAGUCCUCACGAAAUGGAGGCCAGGCUUCCUCGAAAGCAAUGCGGAAGCGAAGAAGGAAGAUGUCGCAAAUGCGGGUGCGAUUGCGCAGAAGACGGAGAUUCAGGUCAAGGGCAUGGCAGGCACGAAUGGCCUCAAGAGUCCACCGUCUGUGGCGGCGCUCGAGAGACCAGUCGACCCCAGGAAGCGCAAGGCGCAGCCUGUUGUUACUGCAUAG
Exophiala bonariae is the source of this 2328-nucleotide messenger RNA. RefSeq lists its product as uncharacterized. Gene Ontology annotation, cellular component: mRNA cleavage and polyadenylation specificity factor complex. The transcript has 4 exons. The coding region runs from base 1 to 2328 and encodes 775 amino acids. Lineage: Eukaryota; Fungi; Ascomycota; Eurotiomycetes; Chaetothyriales; Herpotrichiellaceae. The record is from RefSeq and is a predicted model, not a curated record.